AGAGCAUCAGCAAGAGCCGGCCGCAGAGCAUGCUGUUAGAAUGGGCUGUUGUUUUAGUAAAGAGUUGUGUCCACGCAAAACCAUCGAAAAGACCGGAUUGUUCAGUACGGCAUCAUGUGAUGACUUGGGACAAAGCCCUCCUUCAGAAAAUGAGGAUUUUCACUCGGAAGAAAAGGCAUCAAGCUGUUUGAAAACUGCCACUUCCACGCCAGGAGAUGUGCCUUCCUUAAAUCCAGAGCUUGGAAGCCACGGGUGCAAGGGCGCCAGAUACACGUGCUACAACAGCAUGGACGAAAGUCAGCCUUCCCAGAGAGCAAGCCGAUACAGGUCAGACAACUUUUUCUACCCUUUAAACUGUGCACCUCAUGUACUGGCAAAGUACGACAGUCUGAAAGAGGCAGAAACCGCAGAGGGAUUAAUCUGUGACAUGCAUUCACUAAUUGAUUCCAGGGCUCUAAAGGCCCAACGCUCUGUGUCACGGGGCAGCGAGAACUGUAGCGGUGUAACCUCUAAUUCUGCUGUUCCGAUAGUUUCACGGCCCAGUUGUGACCGUGGUGCUGGGUCUCACGUGUCACUGACUCCAGAGCAAAGCCCGCAGGAAGUUUCCUUCUUAAAAGCACAAGCCUUGGACAUAAGCCAGACCACAUGGAAGAGUUCAUUUACGGAACAAGUGAGUGAAGAAAAUGAUGCGGCCAACAUCUGUCAGGGCAGAACCGUAAUGGACCUCAGUAAAACAAAAAAGCACAUGGCUGAAAGCCUGCACUUAGUCGGCUCUGCAGAUGAAAGUCACAAUACAAAUGUAAGGACUAACACGUUUUAUAGCAUUUGUGUGGUUGAUUCUGAUGAUCUGAAACUUGAUGAAGUACCUGAAUCAUUUCCGUCGGCAAAGCAGCCUUAUCUUUUCCCCCCUGAAGGUUCAGAUUUUGCAGUAGAAAGCACUUACAGCCCAGCACCCAGUGAUGCCCAGCUGGCAAAUAAACCAUCAGAGCCAGAGGUAGAAAGUACUUACAGCCCAGCACCCAGUGAUGCCCAGCUGGCAAAUGAACCAUCGGAGCCAGAGGUAGAAAGUACUUACAGCCCAGCACCCAGUGAUGCCCAGCUGGCAAAUAAACCAUCAGAGCCAGAGGUAGAAAGUACUUACAGCCCAGCACCCAGUGAUGCCCAGCUGGCAAAUGAACCAUCAGAGCCAGAGGUAGAAAGUACUUACAGCCCAGCACCCAGUGAUGCCCAGCUGGAAAAUGAACCAUCGGAGCCAGAGGUAGAAAGUACCUACAGCCCAGCACCCAGUGAUGCCCAGCUGGCAAAUGAACCAUCGGAGCCAGAGGUAGAAAGUACUUACAGCCCAGCACCCAGUGAUGCCCAGCUGGCAAAUGAACCAUCGGAGCCAGAGGUAGAAAGUACUUACAGCCCAGCACCCAGUGAUGCCCAGCUGGCAAAUGAACCAUCGGAGCCAGAGGUAGAAAGUACUUACAACCCAGCACCUAUUGAUGCCCAGCUGGUAAAUGAACCAUCGGAGCCAGAGGUAGAAAGUACUUACAGCCCAGCACCCAGUGAUGCCCAGCUGGCAAAUGAACCAUCGGAGCCAGAGGUAGAAAGUACUUACAGCCCAGCACCCAGUGAUGCCCAGCUGGCAAAUGAACCAUCGGAGCCAGAGGUAGAAAGUACUUACAACCCAGCACCUAGUGAUGCCCAGCUGGUAAAUGAACCAUCGGAGCCAGAGGUAGAAAGUACUUACAGCCCAGCACCCAGUGGUGCCCAGCUGGCAAAUGAACCAUCGGAGCCAGAGGUAGAAAGUACUUACAGCCCAGCACCCAGUGAUGCCCAGCUGGCAAAUGAACCAUCGGAGCCAGAGGUAGAAAGUACUUACAGCCCAGCACCCAGUGAUGCCCAGCUGGCAAAUGAACCAUCGGAGCCAGAGGUAGAAAGUACUUACAGCCCAGCACCCAGUGAUGCCCAGCUGGCAAAUGAACCAUCGGAGCCAGAGGUAGAAAGUACUUACAGCCCAGCACCCAGUGAUGCCCAGCUGGCAAAUGAACCAUCGGAGCCAGAGGUAGAAAGUACUUACAGCCCAGCACCCAGUGAUGCCCAGCUGGCAAAUGAACCAUCGGAGCCAGAGGUAGAAAGUACUUACAACCCAGCACCUAGUGAUGCCCAGCUGGUAAAUGAACCAUCGGAGCCAGAGGUAGAAAGUACUUACAGCCCAGCACCCAGUGAUGCCCAGCUGGCAAAUGAACCAUCGGAGCCAGAGGUAGAAAGUACUUACAGCCCAGCACCCAGUGAUGCCCAGCUAUUAAUUAAACCAUCGGAGCCAGAGGUAGAAAGUACUUACAGCCCAGCACCCAGUGAUGCCCAGCUGGCAAAUGAACCAUCGGAGCCAGAGGUAGAAAGUACUUACAGCCCAGCACCCAGUGAUGCCCAGCUAUUAAUUAAACCAUCGGAGCCAGAGGUAGAAAGUACUUACAGCCCAGCACCCAGUGAUGCCCAGCUGGCAAAUAAACUAUUGGACACAGAUUUUGCAGUCUUAACUGAUUUAAACCAUGUUGACAAUGGACUUACAUUUUCCAAUGGGGCUAUUCUUUCCGCAAAUUCGCCAGAUUUGCUUACAUUCGGUACUGGAAGCCCAGAAUGCGUUAGAAGUGAUUUUAAAGAACUUCCUAUAGAUAGACAGACACACAAAUAUGAACUAGACAUAGGCCAAGAUGGAUCAGUUCCAGUUUCUUUCUCAGGCGACCCAAAUGACGAGAAACGCUCCAAAGAACAGACAAAUUACAUUGAUCCUUGCCCUGAAGAUAUAAAUAAGCUCUCAGAACAUGAUUCAACCCAUUUACUAUGUUCUUUAAAUGAAUCUGUGCAAAGUAUAGGAGAAGGUUCAGAUGGUGGUUGUGCAAAGUGUGACACACAGCUGGACAUGAACCCUAUUGAUGAUACACUUUGUUGUUUAUAUUCAGAAACUGAUUCUUGUAAUACUAUGAAAGGCAAUAGUUCUGGAAUAAUCUCGUGCCCAGAGGUGCACUGCAGUACUGAUCAUUUUCCAGUAUGCGCUGAUGAUUUUAUGAGCAACUCUAGUGCUAACGAGUUAUUGGAAUCUAAAUCAAUAGCCCAAGAUGGUCUAACCGAAGCAUGUUUGCUGGAAAGAGUCAGGCAAUGUUUAAAUACAGACCUGGAUAUAAAUCUUGAAAAUCCUGUUGAGCAACCCACGCACUUAACUUGCGAGAAAGAACAGGAGGGUCAUUUCUUGUGUAGCCCCAUGUCUCUGAAUGAAAGCAACGUUGUGUCCAGUUGUCAUUCGGAUUUAAGUGAAGGUUUACAGAACAAUAUGUUCACAGUAGGGCCUGACGUCAGAGAUGAACGUAUAAUGCUUAUUGUCCCAGAAGAGUCACACCCUGUGCCCAGUAACCAUGAUAUUGUUGACGAGAACACAGAUCUAAGCAGCUCUCCAAUUAAGGACCAAGAACGCUCUGCAUAUAAUAUGGGACCUUUAGAACCGGAUGGGCCUCCUGAGGGUUUACCCUCCUUAGAAGUACAGGGCCCUGUUUCUGCACACCAAAUUACUGAAGAGUUUGUAACGGAGACUUUAUUAAGUUAUGACGUUCCCAGCAUGGAUCAACAUCCGAAUGUUGUGCUGUUGGAUUGUGUUUCCAGUGAUCUAAACACGACUCCAAUAAUUAUAGGGGAUAUUACAAAUCUGCCAACUGAGAUUUCAUGCUGCGGCUCCUCUGUUAUGGAAGGAAAUGUGGUCUCUGCGAUUAGUUAUUUUGACAUAAAUUCACCUAUUAAUAGUUGUCCAGACAAGGAGGGAGAGACUACAAUAAAUAGUGUUUGUAAUAAUACAGAAGGAAGUGAAAGAGAUACAUAUGGGCCCAUUGGCGUCUUUGGUUCUGAUUAUACAGAAACUUCUUUUGAAUGUGAGUUCCUGGGUGAAUGUGAGGUGUUACAACAGAUACCCCCAGUUUUAGGUGAGACGAUGGAUUAUAGCGUUGAAAAUGAAUUGGGACAUUUGUCAACGGAAUUAACACAAGAUUAUGUUGAUCAUAAUCAAAAUGGCGCUGAGGCAGAAGACUUUCAUGAUGGGUUCUGUACCAGCAGGCCCAGUUAUUCCCAUAGCCAGGUUGAUGAGUAUGCCGCUACUCCUUCUUAUGAAAUCCACAGGGUGGCCCAGGAAACUCUCUGCGCUCUAGAAUCCUCCGAAUGUAGGGAAGAGCCUGUGUUAAAUCUAAUGGAAGAUCUACUGGAUGAAUCUCUGGCAACAAGCCCACCUCUGGAUGAUAGUGCCCACCUAUCCGAUGGCAGUUUUAUUCUUAGUUCUGACUAUCCCGUUGACUUCCUAUGGCAUCAUGCUCUAUUAGAGAACCUCAAUGGAAAUGAUGGAGACCACUACAGUGAUGAGAAUCUUAACAUGGCAGAUAUCUCUGCCGCAAAAUAUGCUUUUCAUCUUUUAGUUCCAGAGAGUAACAGCAUCUGGGGAUGGCAAGAAAUGUGUUCUGAUUCCGAAUCAACCAAGGUCUCAGAGUUAAACCCCAAUGCUAAAGUAUGGGGGAAUCCCAUGUUGAAUGUGGAAGCUGGAGGUACUGCUGAUGGAACUGUGGCUCCAUCCUGGGAAGAGUUGCCCGAUGAACCUCCAGACUCCUCCAGAGAAGGCCUGGACGCCAAUGAUGACAGUGACAAGAAAAGUCAAAAUGCAGUGUUAACAGUGUUACAAGAAGUACCCCCAUCAGUUUCUGUAUCGGACAGAACAGACAUGAACACUAUAUCUCUGGGAAACUCGGAAUAUGAAUCUAUGCACGAAACCACCCAUUCAGGGGCAAAUGAUCUCCCACAGCCAGAAGGUCAAGAAGACCUCCGUGAUUUGCUUAAGAAAACACUGGAAUUUUGCUUAUCUCGAGAGAAUCUGGCCAGUGACAUGUACCUAAUAUCACAAAUGGACAGUGAUCAAUAUGUGCCAAUAAUGACUGUAGCUAAUCUUGACCUCGUCAAAAAACUCAGCACCGAUAUGGAUCUAAUCGUCGAUGUGUUACGAUCUUUGCCUCUGGUGCAAGUGGACGAGAAAGGAGAGAAAGUCAGACCAAAUCAGAAUCGGUGCAUUGUGAUUCUGCGGGAGGUUCCUGAAUCUACUCCAGUUGAAGAGGUGGAAGCCCUCUUCAAAGGAGAGAAUUUGCCUAAAUUUAUUAACUGUGAGUUUGCCUAUAAUGACAAUUGGUUCAUUACAUUUGAAUCAGAAGCUGAUGCACAACAGGCUUACAAAUACCUCAGAGAAGAGGUAAAAACAUUUCAAGGGAAACCUAUUAAGGCCCGAAUAAAAGCAAAGGCGAUCGCUAUCAAUACAUUUUUGCCAAAGAAUGGUUAUAGACCACUGGACAUGAACUUGUACGCACAGCAGCGCUACACGACGUCCUUCUACAUACCUCCAGUGUACAGCCCCCAACAGCAGUUCCCACUCUACAGCUUAAUUACACCUCAGACCUGGUCUACUGCACACAGCUACCUGGACCCUUCCUUGGUCACGCCUUUCCCUAAUACUGGAUUCAUCAAUGGGUUUACGUCUCCAACAUUCAAGCCAGCAGCUUCUCCUCUUGCUACUCUUAGACCAUAUACACCAAGGAACAGGAAUCCUGGCAAAUCACAUCUACGACAUACAAUACCAAGCACAGACAGAGGGCCGGCACUUCUUGACGGGCCAACUAUCUUCAACUUUACUACUGACCGACUGAUUAACGGGGUGCGCGCCGCACCCACACGGCAGCCAGGGCAAAACAGAACGCGGAUGCAGAAUGCGUCUACUUUUGUGAAAAGAGAGAUCGGUACUGGCAGGGUGGAGCCCACAAAUAUUGACACUUCGCCUGGCCUUGGACGAGGGAGGAAAAAUUCUUACGGUUACAGAAAGAAGCGGGAAGACAAGUUUUCGAGAGGUCCGACACAGUCCCCUCCACCCAUGAAGCCGCCCUCUCCUAGUUUUGAAUUGGGCUUGUCUAGUUUCCCGCCUUUACCUGGUGCUGCUGGCAAUUUAAAACCUGAAGACUUCUUUGAAAACAGAAUGUCUACUUUGGUGAUAAGUACAUCAAAAGAAAAGAACCUUAAUGUGGAUGCAAGUACAAACACUGUUCCGUCUGGUAUCCCCCGGGAGCCAUUGUUGCCUAUUCCUGCUGCACUGCCUGUAACUUUCCAGAGCCCACCGUCCCCAUCGCAUUCUCCGGAUGAAUCAAAGAUGAUAGAUGUACAGCAGAGAGAGUCCCCUACUAUAGAAAGGAUUUCUGCCACUCUAACCACCGCCAGCAAAUCCGUUCAAGUCAAUGGAGCGGCUACAGAAUUAAGGAAACCCAGUUAUGCAGAGAUUUGCCAGAGAACAAGCAAGGAUGCGCCUACAUUACAGCCCACAAAGGAUCAGAAGCAAAACUCGACAGCCUGUGCGAAAGAAGAAAAAAAGCUUGCUGACACAUCUACAGAAAAGUCAAGGGAGAACCCACCUCCCAAAUCCAACCCAGGGCGGCCCAAAGACCAGAGGAGACUGUCAGGUCGCAGGUCUCCUCCUCCUCCUCUGGCCAUUGGAAAGCGCGUGAAUAAGGAACCCGGCAGCCCUCUGAAAUCUCCUUAGUGAGACACUAUCCAGAAGGAGCCCUAAGCAUCACACCUUUAUGGCUGAGCCCCACUCAAGUACAAUGAAAUGAGCUGCUGGAUUAGAGUAGGUAGCAAUGGGCAUAUGAAAGGCUUCUUUAUCCCCUCCCCAUGCCUUGUUAAACCUGAAUGAUUUCAGGUUCAACAGUCAGUUGCCAACAUCCCCUAGUCAAUAUCAGUUUGGCUGUUUAAGUGCUUAGCCUGAUGAUUGAUUUUCACUCCAUAUUUCUAGGCCAAAUAUAUCAUAUCAAGUGUUUUGUUCAUAUUUUUCAAUAUAUAUAUAUUUCCUUUUGAUUAGUACAUUAAUUUAGUGUACUGAAGGCUUCAGAAGGAUUUUCUUUUCCUGUUUUGCCCCAUGCAAAAAAAAAAAAAAAAAAAAAAAAAUAGCAAAAUGUAUCCUUCUGUAUUAUUUUAUGUUUCUUUUAUUGCUAUCAAUGAAGUUUGGCCUUUAAUGGAGUGAAUAGCAAUCGUCGCUUGUUAUAUACCAUCUUGUCUCCAAGGAAGUUCCUUGAUUAUUUGCUACCAUAACCUAUCCAGCUUCACAUUAUAGUACAGGGAGUCGAUGCAAUCAGUUUUCAAAGCACAUUGCUCUUAAUUAAGAGAAGAGAGUGCAAGCACUGACGGCUGUAUUUCUCUCUUGCACCGUUUCAUAUUCUUCCCCCUCAGAAACCAUAGUUCAUUUAUGGAAAGAGAAUCCAAUGCCGGCCGGGUCUUAACUGCGUACUGUACAGGAAGUACGUGUGGCACCUCCUGAUUUGUUGGCACAAGUGUAUGGAUUCACAAAACUCGUGUGAUAAUGUUUAGGUUGUUCCUUCAAGUAAUCGGGGAUGGGUCCCGGGGUAGGAAUGCCUCUCAUGAACCCCCCACCAGCGGGCGGGGGGGAGUAAGGUUUUUAUUACAAGUUGUAUUCAAUUUAAAAAAAAAAAAAGAAUUCUGAAGGACAAGGAUGCACUAAAUUUAGCACGUUUCUAAUAAAGAAUAUAAAUUAUUUUAGUUUUUGAAAUGUGUUAAGAAAGAAAAAAAAAACAUAAGUAUUCAAAAAAGCGGGGGAUGUUUCCGCUCAUUAGAGUACAGUUUGUUCCACACAUUAUUUAACCUGACACCUACCAACGGCGUGCUGCUGUCUACACUGGUAGUCCAAAAGGUUACACAACUGUUAUGAUUUUGUUUUGUUUUUUUUUUUUUUCCUUUUCUUUUAUGAAAAAGAAAAUAUUUCCAUCCGAUAUUUAAAGACUUGAAUUUUAUUUAAACUUGAAAAAAAAAAUGACUUUGCCUUAACUUUUGUAUAAGACAGCUUAGGUUUAAUUAAGUCUGACCCCCUUAAGGGUUAGCAUGAGUGAAAUACAAACUUACUUGGUCUCAGUGUAUAUCUGUUAUGGCCGAGCCGAGUAAUAACACUGUUGUACAGGAACUAGCAACAGUUUGUUUUUGUAAUAUACCUUCACUUUACUUUUCUUAGCUUUUUUUGUUUUUUUUGUCUGAUUUUGUCUUUUUUUUUUUUUUUUUUCCCUUUUCAGAUUGUUAAAAUGUAAAUGCAAAUAGUCGAUACUGUAUUAAAUAUGUGCACUUGAAAGUGUGUGCUUUGCUUGUACAGUUGUAAAUAAUCAGAACAUAUAAAGAAAAAAAAAGGUACCUUAUGGGAAAAAAUGCUAAAAAAUUAUUGUUGAUAUAUUAUAAAUGUUGCUGUUGAGCUGGAUGUAGAUAAAACUCAAUGUUGUGGUUUGAAUAUUCAGUUUUUUUUUUUUCUUUUCAUUUUCUUUUGAAAUCUUGGUGUGUGGAACUGACUCGCCUGUUCACUGCAAAAGGGAGAUGUAGUAGAGUCUUACUUGGAAACAAAAACCCUCAUCUGUUCCGAAUGACAAUAUUAAUAACACACAAAAAAAAGACUUUUUAGAAAACCAAUGUAAAUAGUGUUCGCUGGGAACCACUACCAAUGGCGCUAGUUCACUAAAUUCAUGUUGACUGAUUCAUUUUUUUUGUUCUACACAAAAUGGCUGACUUAAUCUUACUACUUGACCAUUAAUGUUCAUGCCAGUAGCAGUAUUUAAACAUUGUCAACUUGUUUCAAGUCAUUAUUUCUCGUUUGUGCUGGAGAUAUUAUUCAGAUCAUUUUUGUUUUGCUCAACUCAUUUUCUAUAGAAAAAAAAAACGGUCGACUCAAGUACUCAGUAUUUUAUAGCAUUUUUUUUUUAAUAAGUCAACUCUCAUUCUUGCAAAAAAAAAAAAAUAGAAAAAUAGAAAUUCACUCGCUGCAUUCACAGUGCAGAGUGGCAGGGAGUGUAUUUAUGGGAAAAUCAGUCUUGCCUAAUGAAGUUUUAAUUUGUAUGUGGCAGAAUUGCUCUUCCAAAUUAUAUAUAGAUAUAUAUACAUACUGUACAUAUGUGUGUGUAUAUACCUAUAUAUCAUAUAUAUUACACACAUAUGUAGGGUAUGAUUUCUGAAAACUUGACAAAGGAACAGCCGGAAUGGAAGCAGCAAUAUAUAAAUUCAUCUGGGCGCUCGGUAUGUGUGGGAAUUACAUUUGUUCAGUGUUGGGAAAUUAAUCAAAGUACAGGGUAAUUUUUCCAUUAUUAAGUCACAGUGAUAUAAUGUGAAACGCAAACCAGCAGAAAAUUAGGUUUUCUUUUUCCAUUCUGUUUCACUUUUGAAUAUCUAAACGUGUGCGGUUGUAUCUUUUUUGUGCUGACAGAACAGUCCUCUGCAUUUAUGUACUUGUAAGCGAAUGCUGCUGUGUUGCUUGCUUUGGCCGAGGCCUUCACGUUGACUUCACAGAACAUUCUGUGAGCACAAAAAUCCUAUAUCCUCAUACACUUCUGUAUAUUUAAGGGAAAUGGACCAUACCACUACUUCUAAAUAUACUUGUAAUCUUGUUUAACUCAGUAAUUAAAGGUUUUGAUAUCAUAAAAGGAAGGCUAUUGUAGCAGACGGCUGUCUUUCUAGCAGACGGCUGUCUUUCUAGCAGACGGCUGUCUUUCUAGCAGACGGCUGUCUUUCUAGCAGACGGCUGUCUUUCUAGCAGACGGCUGUCUUUCUAGCAGACGGCUGUCUUUCUAGCAGACGGCUGUCUUUCUAGCAGACGGCUGUCUUUCUAGCAGACGGCUGUCUUUCUAGCAGACGGCUGUCUUUCUAGCAGACGGCUGUCUUUCUAGCAGACGGCUGUCUUUCUAGCAGACGGCUGUCUUUCUAGCAGACGGCUGUCUUUCUAGCAGACGGCUGUCUUUCUAGCAGACGGCUGUCUUUCUAGCAGACGGCUGUCUUUCUAGCAGACGGCUGUCUUUCUAGCAGACGGCUGUCUUUCUAGCAGACGGCUGUCUUUCUAGCAGACGGCUGUCUUUCUAGCAGACGGCUGUCUUUCUAGCAGACGGCUGUCUUUCUAGCAGACGGCUGUCUUUCUAGCAGACGGCUGUCUUUCUAGCAGACGGCUGUCUUUCUAGCAGACGGCUGUCUUUCUAGCAGACGGCUGUCUUUCUAGCAGACGGCUGUCUUUCUAGCAGACGGCUGUCUUUCUAGUCCUCCUAGCAGACGGUUGUCCUCUUUGUUGACGGUUGAGUUUGUUGGUUUUAUGUUAUCUGCUUCGUUCAAAUAUUUUCUAACAAAACAAUGCAAAAGAAAGCAGUGUUGUUCUUGCAGUAGUUGGAAACCAUAAGGAGAAUCCCUUGCUGGGCAUAAGUAAUAAGUAACAGCUGAGUAGUGUGGUGCAUCUGUGUCUGAGUGACUUCUGGGCGUAAACGUAUUUAUGUGUUCUGAAUUUUUACACUAACAGCUGUGGGCAGUUUGCACGCAACCACUUUUGGAGCCAGGCUAGCUCGCCGUGCGUUUCGUUGCCCCCGCGGCACACUAGUGGUUUCCGAGUGACUGCUGACUGCAAUUCCAUGAUAAAGAACUCGUGACACUUGUACAGCUGAGGGUUUUCAUUUUAUUCUGUUUCUUCCAUUAAGACUGGAAUCAAGCUUAUGUGUAAACUAUUGGUAAUUUAAUUUUUUGUUUUUAUUUUUUGUGACAUAAAAUGUAAAAAGAAAAAAUGUCUAAUUUGGAAAAAAAAUGUAGGUUAUUAAAAUAAAGAUUUAGGCACUGUUA
Messenger RNA from Xenopus tropicalis (tropical clawed frog), 10686 nucleotides. It is a transcript of the gene larp4b, whose product is annotated as La ribonucleoprotein domain family member 4B. The coding region runs from base 41 to 6589 and encodes 2182 amino acids. Lineage: Eukaryota; Metazoa; Chordata; Amphibia; Anura; Pipidae. The transcript is spliced from 16 exons. Gene Ontology annotation, molecular function: RNA binding; nucleic acid binding. The record is from RefSeq and is a predicted model, not a curated record.